This is a messenger RNA of Engraulis encrasicolus (European anchovy), 2920 nucleotides long. RefSeq names its product leucine rich repeat containing 4.1 (gene lrrc4.1). Bases 281 to 2920 code for a protein of 879 amino acids. The transcript has a single exon. Gene Ontology annotation, biological process: postsynaptic density protein 95 clustering; excitatory synapse assembly; synaptic membrane adhesion. Gene Ontology annotation, molecular function: protein binding. NCBI's taxonomy places the organism in Eukaryota, Metazoa, Chordata, Actinopteri, Clupeiformes, Engraulidae. The record is from RefSeq and is a predicted model, not a curated record. Gene Ontology annotation, cellular component: postsynaptic density membrane; glutamatergic synapse; plasma membrane.
AAUUUGUGUACAUUAUGACUGAAAAAAACAUGGACCUAUAAAAUGUUGAGGUAGGUGGGUAUAGUUGUUUUUUUUAAUUAUUUAUUUAAAAUUUCUACAAUUAUAGCCCCCACCAGUAUUUUUUUUUUACAAUAUUAUACAUUAACAGUUUAGACUCAAUGAAAGAGCGAGCACAGACCUGCUUUAUCCAGGGUAGGGUUGCUCAACUUUCAGUCCCAAACCCAUCCGUUCUUUCACCCCCAACCCCCCAAACGAUGGUGAAUUAUGAACGUGCCACAUCAUGAGUCUCCUGGGGUGGGUAGCUGUGCGUCGAGCCACCCUGCUUUGUGUAGUCCUUCUCAUUGUGCAAGAUCGGGGAAUGGAUGUGAUGGUGGUGGCACAAGCGGCAGGGCCGCAAGGCUGCCCGCCAGAAUGCUCAUGCUAUAAUCAGCUGAGCAAAGUAGUGUGCACCCGCCGCGGCCUGACCCGCGUGCCCCCUGGCAUCCCCUCCAAAACCCGCCACCUCAACCUCAUGGAAAACUCCAUCGAAGCAGUGCAGGUUGACUCAUUCCGCAACUUAUUCCAUCUAGAGGUACUCCAGCUGGGCCGAAACAUGAUCAGGCAGAUAGAGGUGGGAGCCUUCAAUGGCCUCACCAACCUGAACACGCUGGAGUUGUUUGACAACCGCCUGACGGUGGUGCCAAGUGGUGCAUUUGAGUACCUGUCAAAGUUGAGAGAGCUGUGGCUCAGGAACAACCCUAUUGAGAGCAUUCCCUCUUACGCCUUCAAUCGUGUGCCCUCACUAAUGCGGCUGGACCUGGGGGAGCUGCGCAAACUGGAAUAUAUUUCUGAUGGCGCUUUUGAGGGUCUGCAAAACCUUAAGUACCUCAAUCUAGGAAUGUGCAACAUUCGGGGGGAAAUUCCAAAUUUAAGCCCACUGUUUGGCCUGGAGGAGCUGGAGAUCUCGGAGAACGUCUUUUCCGACAUCAAACCAGGUUCUUUCAGAGGACUGCGAUCACUUAAAAAAUUGUGGAUCAUGAACUCUAAGAUUGGGAUGAUUGAGCGCAAUGCGUUUGACGAGCUUCCAUCCCUAGUGGAGCUUAACCUUGCCCAUAACAACCUCAGCACUUUACCCCACAACCUCUUCACUCCUUUGAGGUACCUUGUGGAGCUGCAUCUGCACCACAACCCAUGGAACUGUGAUUGUGACUCUCUAUGGCUAUCACAAUGGCUGCGGGACUACAUCCCCACUAACUCGACCUGCUGUGGACGGUGCCACGCUCCAGCACACAUGAGAGGCCGUCAGCUGGUAGAGCUGGACCAAGGAGAUAAUGGAGCCCUCCAGUGUUCUGCACCCUUCAUAGCAGACGCUCCACGUGACCUCAACAUCUCUGCAGAGCGCGUGGCAGAACUGCGAUGCCGCACAGCGGCCAUGUCAGCAGUUCGCUGGCUACUGCCCAACGGCACAGUUCUGACCCACGCAUCAAAGAAUCCACGGAUCACUGUGCUCAACGACGGCACACUCAACUUCUCCAACGUGCUGGUGGGCGACACGGGCAUGUACACGUGCAUGGUUUCCAACGCAGCAGGGAAUUCAAAUGCCUCUGCGUACCUAAACGUCAGCACCGCUGAGCUCAACACAUCAAACCUAAGCUACUUUUCCACCGUCACAGUUGAGGUUCUUGGGCCAACAUCAGAAAUGACUAAGCCAAAAACAACGAGCACCACCGGUACCACCACAGCUCCAGACACAGGUACAGCCACCACCAGCAGCACAGCGUCUCCAUCGAUCUACCAACCAGUUUUUAUCUCGACGCCUACGGUUCUGUUACAAAACACUGAAUCCCUACCGUCACGGCCAAUUUCUGUGCCAAACUCGAAGGUGACAACAGGGCGGCCAUCUAACGCCAGUGGCACCAGCCUAGACGAGGUGAUGAAAACCACCAAGAUAAUCAUUGGCUGCUUCGUAGCAGUCACACUGCUAGCCGCCAUCAUGUUGAUUGCCUUUUAUAAACUGCGUAAGAGACACCAGAAAAAGAGUACAGUUGCCGCUGACAAAACAGUGGAGAUUGUUCAUGUAGAACAAGAGGAACUCCCCCCUCCUGCCUCGUCACAUGCGAGGAUGGUGGGCUCGCGAACUUUGCCGGGAAUUAAAGACCACAAUAGCAUCCAUAAACUGGACUCUCUGACAUACAGACACACAGACAACAGCUACCAUACACAGAAACGUGAAUUUAUGACUUACAAGCCCCCCAAAGCAGACUGUACAAUCCACAAACACCCAGAGUACGCCAGUCAUACCAUUAAACCCAACUACAACACUUAUCGACCAUCGACUAUGGACUACAGCAGACACAAACCAACAAUGGACUACAAAUCUCUGCCUGACUUCAGAAUGCAUAAACAAAAAACGGAGCAUAGCAGCUCUUUUCAAUACAGCACUCACAACGCAGAUUACAGUACUCACAGACCUAAGCAUGAGUACAGUCCUUUCAAAGACGAGUACAACACUCACAAACCCAGAAUGGAUUACAGUGCGCACAGAUCCAAAACAGAGCUUACCUUGCACAAACCCACAAAGGAAUACAGUCCUCUCAAGAAAGACAUCUCUGCAUUCAAAUCAAACUACACUGCUUUCAAAGCAGAGUACAAGCCCUUGCCCAAAGCAGACUAUAUCACACACAGACCAGAGUAUAGCAGCCCCCCUAAAACCAACAUGGAUUAUAGCCCACGCAAGAUGGACUACAGCCCCCACAAGUAUGAUUACACACUGAAGCCCAAAUACAACACGUACAAGCCCACUGGCCACGGAGCUAAAUGGACAGAGAACAGCAUCGCAAAUUCUUUGCCACGAACAUUGCCUAGUACCAUCACAGUGGUCCCAGAGCCCUUUAUCAUAAAGGCUCACGUAAAGGAGAAAGUCCAGGAGACCCAGAUAUAA